AUGCAACGCAAGUCCUGUGUGAGGACUUCCUCGACCGUUUCUCCAGGUUCGAUCGAGCGCUCCGAGUGUUUGCAGACGCUCAGCUCUCAAGAGCUUGCAGAAGCUCAAGAGAGGCUGAUUGUACAGGCUCAGAAUCGGGUCUACACGAAAGAGUGUGCCUCCCUUCGAUCCCAUAACCGCUUAAUCGGGUCAAGGGAUAUCCUAAGCUUGAAUCCGUUCCUUGACAAGCAAGGUGUCCUGCGUUCUUGUGGACGCGUAAGAGCGGCCACCUCCACAUCCUACGACGAACGGCAUCCAAUAAUACUCCCGUUCGGCUGCGUGUUUUCACGCCUCCUGGUUUUGUUCACGCAUCAAGUCUCCCUCCAUGGAGGCAACCAAUUGGUGAUGCGGCUGGUCCGAACCAAGUUCUGGAUUCCCAAGCUAAGGAACUUGGUGAAGACAGUAAUUGGUGCAUGCAAGACCUGCGUGAUACAUCGCCGCAAGCUCCAGUCGCAGCUGAUGGGCGAUCUCCCAAACGCUCGGUCGACCUUUUCGCGACCAUUCACUAACACCGCAGUAGACUUCGCCGGUCCCUUCGACCACGAAGGUGAUCAUCUUGAGGCGACCACGGACCUGACAGCGGAAAAGUUCUUGGAGGCUUUUUCCCGAUUCGUGGUACGGCGCGGGUGCCCUCUUCACAUGUACUCUGACAACGGGAAAACGUUCGUCGGAGCCUCCUCCAUUCUCUCCAAAGAUUUUGUGGAGAGCACCCGCACCCUGAUUCUCACCACUCACAGCCAUCAAGGUCUCGCAUGGCAUUUCAACCCACCGGGUGCCCCUCACAUGGGGGGUCUCUGGGAAGCAGGCGUCAAGAGUUUCAAGACGCAUUUCCACAAAACGGUUUCCUCCGUUAAACAUACGUUCGAGGAACUUUCCACCCUCCUGUCCAAAAUCGAAGCGUACCUCAAUUCGCGGCCUCUGUCUCCUAUGUCAGAGGAUGUGAGCGACUUGGCGGCACUUACUCCCGGUCAUUUCCUGGUCGAGGGUCAACUACUCUCCAUGGCGGAGCCAGAGUCCAGAGAGGAUGUGGAGUCCAUCCGCAACCGCUGA
Molecule: messenger RNA, 1089 nt
Organism: Drosophila nasuta
Lineage: Eukaryota; Metazoa; Arthropoda; Insecta; Diptera; Drosophilidae
Exons: 3
Coding region: 1-1089 (362 amino acids)
Biological process (GO): DNA integration
Molecular function (GO): nucleic acid binding
Source: RefSeq, a predicted model, not a curated record